Molecule: messenger RNA, 4035 nt
Organism: Nomia melanderi (Alkali bee)
Lineage: Eukaryota; Metazoa; Arthropoda; Insecta; Hymenoptera; Halictidae
Source: RefSeq, a predicted model, not a curated record
CAGAGGUAAUAGGGAAACGUUGAUCAAAAGUCACUAGAUUGACUCCUGACUAAAAAGAUUAAUUGUCGUUCAUUGUGAUACUGCCCAUUUAAUUUUCACCGUAUAUUUUUGAAUGUCUAUGUGUGAUGAAACAUGUGCAAUUAUUGUGCAGUAAUAGUAAAUAGUAAAUAUAUUUUAACAAAUUGACACGAGUUAUUUAUAGUGCUGUAUAUGAAUGAAAAAAAAGCAUCUUAUUUUCAGAUCAACUAUUUUUUGGUUAUUAUAGUUGCAAUCAUAGAAGCAUAGGUACUUACUGUUACAGAGAAAAUUUGACUAUUAUUAUAUGAAAUGCUCUGUUUAAAAAAUAUGAUAAUUAUAAUUUUGACUGAAUUAUAUUAAUUGGUGUAUUAUUCUAUCAAUGGUUAACGUUUCUCACUGAUAUUAAUGUCUGUUAAAUCAUUUUUGUACAUGAUUUAUAUAUAGUUACAUAGUUACAAACGUGACCGAAGUAUUAAAAAAGGAAUUACAGGUAUUGUAGUGCAUAAAUAAAUAUUAUUCAAAAUCGGUUUUCAUAAAUAGAAGAACUAGAAUAUUUUUUUCAAUUUAAAAUAUUUAUAAAAAAUAGUUGCACGUGGUAUAAAAGCAGAGAACAUAUUGUAAUAUUAUAAAACCAUGUUGAGAAUAUUGAAUUUAUCUCAGAAACUUCCCUCGUAUCCAUUGGGACAGAAACUUUUGAAAUCGUACAAAGUUCCUUACAAUUUUCGAAGAAAUCUAACAACUACGUCUAUAUGUUGUAAAGAAGAUUCAUCUUUUCAUAAAAACAAUAAAUAUCAAGUUGGACAAGUUAUAAAUGGUUUUAUAGUGGAUGAAAUUGGAACUAUAGAUGAGAUACAAUUGACUGCAGUGAGAUUAACUCAUUUAGGCAGUGGAGCUCAAUAUUUACAUUUAGCCAGAGAUGAUUAUAACAAUGUUUUUUCUGUUGGAUUUCGUACAACUCCAAAGGACUCCACAGGAUUACCUCACAUCUUAGAACACAUCACUCUUUGUGGCAGUGAGAGAUAUCCAUGCAGAGAUCCAUUUUUUAAAAUGCUAAGGAGGUCAUUAGCUACCUUUAUGAAUGCUAUGACAGGGCCUGAUUAUACUAUAUAUCCAUUCUCUACACAAAACUUAAAAGAUUACCGAAAUUUACAGUCAGUAUAUUUGGAUUCAGUAUUUAAACCAAAUCUGCGAGAACUUGACUUUAGACAAGAGGGUUGGAGAUUAGAACACACAGAUGUUAAUGAUAAAAAUUCACCAAUAAUAUUCAAAGGGGUGGUUUUUAACGAAAUGAAAGGUGUUUUCAAUGAAAAUCAAUCCAUAUUGGCUGAGCAAUUAUUAAACAGUAUCUUACCUAGUCAUACAUACUCUGUAAUAUCAGGAGGAGAUCCUCUAGUAAUUCCUAAUCUAAGACACAUUGAUUUAGUGAAUUUCCAUAAAAUGUAUUAUCAUCCUUCAAACAGUCGAUUUUAUUCAUAUGGCAACUUCCCCUUGGAGGACCACCUAAAAUUUGUCAACGAUCGAUAUUUAUUUUUAGCAGAUAAAAUUGAUACAUCUAUAUCUGUAGUUCCUCCAGAAAAACGUUGGGAUAAAGCAAGAAAAGAACAUAUUUUAUGUAGACCAGAUCCUAUGGCUGCAGACCCUAAUCGGCAAGGCAAUAUAGCCAUUGGCUACUUGUGCAAUGAUAUAAUUGAUACACAGAAAACUUUUGAAAUGCAUGUCUUAUCUCAACUUCUUCUAAGAGGUCCUAACUCUGAAUUUUAUAAAUCAUUAGUGGAAUCAAAAUUGGCAGAUGCUUUUGGUCCAAUGACUGGUUAUGAUAAUCAUUGCAAAGACACUAUGUUUGUCUUAAGUUUGAUCGGCGUGAAGGAGGACGAUUUUGAAAAGAUAGACUGCAUAUUUAAUGAAACUGUAGAAAAAAUAAUUGAAAAAGGUUUCGAAACAGAUCAGAUUGAAGCCAUUUUGCAUGGCAUCGAGCUUCAAAUAAAACAUCAAACCUCUAAUUUUGGAUUACAAUUACUUUUUAAUUUAACACCACUAUGGAAUCAUAAUGGGAAUCUUAUACAAUCAAUGAGAAUUAACAAUGAAAUUAGGAAUUUUAGAGAAGAAAUGGAAAAGAACCCCAACUAUCUUCAAGAACUUGUGAAAAAAUACUUUAUGGAUAACACUCACAGAUUAACUUUAACAAUGUUACCUUGCAAACAAUAUGACCAUAAUAAAACAAUAGCUGAACGCGAAUUGUUGGAAUCAAAAUUGAAAAAACUUUCCAAGGAAGAAUUAGACCAAAUUUAUAUUGAUGGGCAGAUAUUGCUUCAAGAGCAACAGAAAAAGGAAGAUUCAAAUGUUCUUCCCACACUAAAGAUCGAAGAUAUAAAAACAGAUGUAGAACGGUACAACUUGAAAGAUUUAGAGAUUGUUGGUGUUCCAUUACAAGUAGCUGUUGAACCAACAAACACUGUCUGUUAUUAUCGAGGAAUUCUCAAUACACAAGGCCUAGUUACAGAUUUAAAAAUGUUAUUACCGCUUUUUAACCAUAUUAUUACAAAAAUGGGUUCAAACAAUUAUGAUUAUAGAAUUUUCGAUCAAAUGAUAAGAUUAAAAACUGGAGGUUUAAGUUUCAUGAAUCAUGUUGUGGAAAAUAAAAGUAAUUUACUUCAGUAUGAGGAAGGGGUACUGAUAGAAUCAUAUUGUUUAGAUCGCAAUGUAGAUGAUAUGUGGAGAUUAUGGUUUGAGAUAUUCAAUAAUGUAAAAUUAUCUGAUCUUCAAAGAUUUGAAACAGUUAUUAAAUCUUUUGCAGCAAAUUUGGUAAAUGGAAUUGCAGAUUCAGGACACAUAUAUGCAAUGAGUACUGCAGCUAGUUUAGUCUCACCAGUUACUAAGUUCAAAGAAACCAUAUCAGGAUUAGAAUUUGUCUCCAGAAUGAAGAAAAUUGCUCAAAUGCAAGAUUUAGGUAUUAUAUUCUAUGAAAUGCAAUUAAUAUCUGAACAGAUUUUGAAUAAACAACAUUUGAGAUCAGCAAUAAAUCUAUCUGAAAAUAAUAAAGAUAACAUAUUAAAUAGUAUUGCUGCAUUCUAUGAAUCACUGAAGAGUACACCAAAGAGUUCAUAUAUUUUUACAAGUGAACAGAGUAUUGAUGCAAAAGAGAGUGCUAUCCAUUACGUAUUACCAUAUACAGUAAAUUACGUGUCUAAAGCAGUUCUGACCGUACCAUAUACAAAUUCUGAUUUUGCACCUUUACAAAUUCUUGCUAAGUUGAUUUCCUCUGUUUAUUUACACCCAGAAAUUCGUGAAAAGGGUGGAGCUUAUGGUGGUGGAGCAAAAUUAUCAUCUGAUGGAGUAUUUACAUUCUACUCUUAUAGAGAUCCUAAUUCUACUCGCACAUUAGAUGUAUUUGAUAAAACCUAUGAUUUCUUGACAAAAUACUCGUUUUCUGAUACUGAUAUCGAUGAAGCAAAAUUAGGAGUAUUUCAACGUAUCGAUGCUCCAAUACCUCCGUGUAAUCGUGGCAUGAUUAAAUUUACACACAACAUCACAGAUGAUGAUAUGCAAAAAUAUAGACAACAGUUGAAAGCUGUAACUACAGAUCAACUCUUGUAUGUUGCGAAAAAGUACUUAGAACCUGGUCAAAAGGAUGUUCAUGUUGGACGUGCAUUGAUUGGACCAGUUAAUCAGGAUUUAUUAAGUAGACACUCAGAAAACUGGAUUGUUCAGAAUCAAGAUGAAGAAGCUCAAGCAAGAGCAGUUGAAUAGACAAUUUACUAAUAAUCGAUUUUUUUACUAUAUAUAAGUAGGUUAACGUUAUGGAAAUUAAAAGACUUAUGUAAAUAGUGUACACUGUAACUUUUCUGUAAUAAAUUAUUUAAACAAAAGUUAUAAUGCUGCAAAUACAUAAACAAUUCAUGUUUAAAUUUCGUCUACAGUUAACGCAUUGUUGACCAGUUACAACAAUCUGUUAAUGUAUAAAAGUCACUAUUAAAAAAAUAUUAUGUAUAUCAUUAUUUUAUUCUACAUGCUUUUUAU